Propithecus coquereli (Coquerel's sifaka) is the source of this 1431-nucleotide messenger RNA. RefSeq names its product heat shock protein, alpha-crystallin-related, B6 (gene HSPB6). Gene Ontology annotation, molecular function: protein folding chaperone; structural constituent of eye lens. NCBI's taxonomy places the organism in Eukaryota, Metazoa, Chordata, Mammalia, Primates, Indriidae. The transcript has 3 exons. The record is from RefSeq and is a predicted model, not a curated record. Gene Ontology annotation, biological process: response to heat; protein refolding. Bases 12 to 500 code for a protein of 162 amino acids.
GCGGCGGAGCGAUGGAGAUCCCGGUGCCUGUGCAGCCGUCCUGGCUGCGCCGGGCCUCCGCCCCGGUGCCCGGAGUUUCGGCGCCCGGACGCCUCUUUGACCAGCGCUUUGGCGAGGGGCUGCUCGAGGCCGAGCUGGCUGCGCUCUGCCCCACCUCUCUUGCCCCCUACUACCUGCGCGCACCCAGCGUGGCGCUGCCGGUCGCUCAGGUGCCGACGGACCCGGGCCAUUUCUCGGUGCUGCUGGACGUGAAGCACUUCUCCCCCGAGGAAAUAGCUGUCAAGGUGGUUGGCGAACACGUGGAGGUGCAUGCGCGCCACGAGGAGCGCCCGGAUGAGCACGGAUUCGUCGCGCGAGAGUUCCACCGCCGCUACCGCCUGCCGCCUGGCGUGGACCCGGCUGCCGUAACGUCCGCGCUGUCGCCCGAGGGCGUCCUGUCCAUCCAGGCCGCGCCAGCGUCCGCCCAGGCCCCACAGCCGCCACCGGCUGCCGCCAAGUAGGGGUUUGGGUGCUCCUGAACCCUGGGAGCCGCCCUGGGCUCCCUCUUUCAGAGCCGAUCUGACUCCACCCAGCCAGAUGUCCCGAGCGCGCCAACGCCUUCCUCCCGCCCAAUCCCGGAUCGUGCCCUGACCCCUCCACCCUAGACCCUGCCUUGAUAACCUACCCCUCCACAGACACCCCUGCUUUCACACCCUUUCCAGCUUUCAGACCCCACCCCGACAAGCACCCUACAAGCACUACCCUAACCCUCAGCCCACAGUCUCUCAUCCCCACCGACCCUACUUUCUUGGCAUGUGUCCCCACUCGAGAAUCGCUCCUUUACUUCCUUCUGACUUCUCUAUGAGGACGUCCCCACACACCAUUUCCAUGUCUUCCCCACUUUGACACUAGAUUAUGGUGCAGACAGCCCUGCCCCGCCCCUAGGCCAGUCAGGCAUAAUCCCCCCACACCCAAAUGUCCUGGACUACACCGACCUCCCAAUCCAGACCACCCAUGUCUGGUUCCCAAGACUCUGGGUCCUUCGCCUGCAACCAGACAAUCCACUUCCCCCCAGCCAUUUUCUGACUUGAAACCCCAGCCAGCCACCCCAGACUCUUGAACCCUUUUCUGAUCCCCCCACCCUUGGACACCUAUCCCAGGGCAACCAGAACUCCCAGCCUCAAACUGUACAGAUACCCUCCCAAUACCCGCCCCCAACUCUGCACAGAUGUCCUAGGCCCCUUCCCCAACUCUAAGCAGAACCCCCCAGUGCCUUUGUCCUGACCAAGUCUCCAACUAGAUACCCUUGGCAACCCACCUUCCACAGUCCUCUUACCCCCCAAGACCCAACCUAACAACCACUCUGAUUCCCCACAACCUUUCUCUCUGAAUUCCCUGCCACCCCAUUCCCCCACUCUUACCUAGGCUCACUCCCCCAAUAAAUGUGCUAGA